This is a messenger RNA of Rhodamnia argentea, 795 nucleotides long. Its product is annotated as serine carboxypeptidase-like 45. Gene Ontology annotation, molecular function: serine-type carboxypeptidase activity. Gene Ontology annotation, cellular component: vacuole. Gene Ontology annotation, biological process: proteolysis. The transcript has 6 exons. The record is from RefSeq and is a predicted model, not a curated record. Bases 1 to 795 code for a protein of 264 amino acids. NCBI's taxonomy places the organism in Eukaryota, Viridiplantae, Streptophyta, Magnoliopsida, Myrtales, Myrtaceae.
AUGCUGUACGUGGAAUCCCCCAUCUCGGUUGGGUUUUCAUACUCGACUACGACCGUGGACUAUGCCGAUUGGAAAGAUGCAGACACCGCCAGAGAAAACAUACAGCUCCUUCUCGGUUGGUUCAAAGAAUAUCCAAAAUAUAGAGACUCCGAUUUCUAUAUAGCGGGGGAGAGCUAUGCUGGCCACUAUGUGCCGGAGCUUGCGGCUCUGGUGCUGGAUCACAAUAAGCAGCCCCAUGGGAAUCCGAUCAAGCUUAGGGGGAUAGCACUCGGCAACCCACUUCUGGAUUUUCAGAUUAGUAUAGACGGUGCCACAUUGUUGUGGUCCCACGGCGUCAUUUCGGGCGAGACAUUGAAGCUGAAGGAGAUGGCGUGCAACGACUCCAGAUACUUGAUGGAACGAAUCCACCACAAAAUUUCCAUGGAAUGCGCGGAGGUGUUUGAGAAGCAGGUGGAGGAAAUGGGGAAUUUUCCCGAUCCAGGUGAUGUGCUCAAACCUUAUUGCUUCUCCGGGACCGCCGCGACGAUGCAAUCGCCUUCAAGUAGCGCGUGGGAUGCGUACCACGCCAAACUAGCUCGAAGGAUGGUUCUUACUGAUCCGUGCCUCCGGGAUUCGAUAUUUUCGUACCUCAAUAAACCUCGAGUGCAGAAAGCGCUCCACGCCAAUACGACAAAGCUAUUGAUCUGGGAACCACGCAUUCUGUUCCUAAAUGUGGUUUCAUGUGGCACGCGGCAGGCGUCGUUCUUAUCAGAAAAUGAAUGGGCGGCUGAGAUCGUGACAAGUGGCCAAACUUGA